GAGAGUGUUAGCGCGGAGAGACAGGGGUUUUCCUUUAUCGUUUCCUGAGAAAACAUUGCGAACAGGGAGUGUCAUUGGCGCGUCACAAACACCAAGUGUGUUUCAUCUCGUCCUGUCUAUUACCCUGUGCUAUUACGCGCCAUUAUCAUUGUUGCCGGUUGCCAGUUUACUGUAUUGAACGAUGGCUGCGCUUCGUCUCGUUCGUCUGGUGAUCGCAAUUUAUUCCAUACAAGUAUUCGCGUCAACUGAAUGCGUCAAAUUAGACUUGGAAAGUGGUGAAAUUGCGCACGGAAAGCCUAUAAGCGCAACGUCGACAUGUGGAGAGUUUGAAACAUAUUGUUAUUCGAGAGGUAAAGGAAUGAGAUAUUGUAUGUAUGACUUCAUGUAUAUGGCGCACAGCGCGCCUAUGACAAAGGUUUAGUUUUCAUGUCUGUAUUACCAUAAAUAUAUUUAUAUAUGUGUCAUGGCUGUUUAUAUCCGUAUUUAUUUUGUGGCCUAUAAUAUUGUCGCGUACAUAGAAACACAAGACAAUAAUUGAUGGAUUGGAUAUGUGGUUUACCAGUCGUAAAAUCAGUUUGUAAUGUGCUGUAUUUGUGGUCUAAUAUGUCUCGAAUUCAUACAUAUUAAGCGCAGUAAUAUUUUAAGUGUAUAUAUAAGGAUUUAUUAUGAUUCAUUACAUGACACAACAAAUAAAGCGUGGGCUUGUUACAUUCGAACUGCAAGCAUUCAUAAACAAAUUUAUUCUGCAAACAUUAGAAUAGCUUGUGGUUUUGAGUAUCGCGAAUACGGAAUAUGUUAUGAAAAUUUCAUAAUAUAUUCACUGAAUCAUGUUAAUAUUGUCAGCCCAAAAGCCGUAAGGGGAAAUGUGGCAACCUUGUUCAAAAUGCGCAAUAAUAUUAGCACGAAGAUGUUUGUAUUUAUGUGAUAAAAUCAACAAAUCAAUGCCACCCUGCGUCCCGACAGAGUCGAGAUCCAUUUGUAGUUUGUCAAUAUAUUCGACGCAAUAUUUUGAUAAAUUGCCAGGAAGCGUUCUACGAAAGUUUCACAUUUCAUUAUUAACAUAAUUUCCGCCUUGGAUUAAAUUUGAAAAUACAUCUGAGAAAUUGACUUUUAGUUCGGCAGAAAAAACUGACAGGAAUUUUUAGCCCCAGGGAGUAACAUGUGUAAAUGAUAAAUCAAAACAAUUUAUUGAACUUGAUAGGUUUGAGAAAUUCACAUUAACACAUUACAUUUACACCAUCUGGUAUAAAUAUAUAUGUACGGUGGAAUUAUCGUCGUAAAAAUAUAAACUUUAAAAUGCCCGCAACCUACUCGCACUUAUUGUCAAAAAGUUGACUUUGCAGUAUUCAAGUAGUUUAUAUGCGGGCAGGCAGUUUGAAAUAUGGUCUCUAAUCCAUCUCUAUUGUUAAAAUAUCCAUACUGCAGAACAUCCACUUUCCAAGGAUCUUUUUUAACCGAAUAGUUAUAACUUGGAAUAAUGUUGGAAAUAUAGCCUCUCCUGAAAAGUUCGCCAGUUAUUUUUAAAAACUUUCUGCAUGUGACAUACACCGCGUUGGUCAACAGUACUUUCAAUGUUGAUAUGGCAUGCACUUGGUCGCUUUCAAGACAAGAGACUGCCUUUUUGUUUUUUGGGGUUUUUUUUGGGGGGGGGAGUCUAUUACUAGUUUAAUAUUAGGUUAGGGGUUACGCCUAGCAUGGGUCUCGUUGUCCCGCGUUUGCGCUAUCCCCAUAGGUCUUAUAACUUGUAAAUAUUUCUACUUUAUUGUGUCCAAUAAAGCUGAUAGACAAGCUGUAUUUUUUUCAUAGAUGAGUUUGAGUUAGACUGGGGUGUGUGUGAUGGUGAUAACAGUAUUGAAUCUGUGACCACGCCUCAUUCCAGCUCACGUUAUUGGCAGUCUGCAGUACUCUCCAAUAGUUCCGCAGAUGAACGUGUCGACAUCACCAUAAACCUCAAACAGGUAUGCUGAUUGUGUUUUGAGCGGGACAUUUCAAGUGUAAAUUUUGAGCAGUUGCGAAAAAUCAACUAUUGGUCCUCUGGCGGGAAUCAAACCUACGACCCUGCGAUUCCGGUGCAUUCUAACCAACUGAGCUACAGAGGCCAGUGGUCGAGCUCUACUCGCAAGUUCAUGUAUGUAAGGUGCCCGUUAGCAAACAAAGGAUUAAACCCGUGGAAUACUUUCUUUCAGAAAUAUCACAUUUACCAAGUGUCAGUGAGCACAGCAUUUACACCCCAGCCUUCAGUGUGGGUCAUUGAAGCAUCAAGGAAUGAAGGGAAACAGUACAAUGCGUUGGUGUACUUGGUCUCUCGUGCUCAGCAAUGCGCCAACGUGUUUGGUUUCAAUGAUAUGGACAUCGGUAAUAACUUGUGCAUUGUGCAAGAGCGUGUGAAAAAUGGGUCCAGUGAAAAGGUGAGGGGAUCAAAUCUUCUGUCGACUCUUCGUUUGGCUGCAUGGUUGGUGUGGCGUUUGGUCUGGCCGUCUGUCAAUCAGAUCCAGUAUUUUCGUUUUAAGAAAACAAUAUAUGUUCUUCUGUUUGUUUAUGAAGGUUGUGGUAUCGUUUGAUGGUAGCAAUGUCAUUGCUGACCACUUGCGAUUGAGAUUUAUUCAGAUGUGGGAGCCAAAGAAUCUUCAGAGUUUAGAAGAACUUUCAGUAAGUGCACCUCUCUCGUUCUAUAAUGUCCCGGCUACGUCUUUAAUACUUUUUCAAUUCAAUUAUCAACCAUUGGACUUCUCCACUUAAAAGGAUUGUUGAGAAAAAAAUGUAUUUCUUACUUUCAAUAUAGAGAUUUUACACAUUGAAAGAAAUUUCAGUACGAGGUAACUUAUAUUUUCCUUUACUCGUGCACUUUAAUACGUUCUUCAGAUAAGCAAAACAAACCCAGAUUGAACAACAUUAAGAUCAACGAUUAAAAUUUUCUCAAGCUAAAGUCAGCGAGGUUUUAUAAUAUGUAAGUUCGGUUGUUCAACCCAACCAUGGUGUGAAAUUCGCACGCCUUAAUUGCGCACAAAAAUGAGUCUGUAACAUAAUUUUAGGAAUAAGAAACAAUUCUUUGCAUUUUAGGAAACCAAAUUAGUGACAGCGCUUCCGUACGAACGAAAAGACAAGGUAAACUUCUAGAUUAAUCUUUAUUUUCAGGAAUUAACCCAUUGAGUGCUAGCGCUCUCCCCUUGACGAGUAAAUUGCCUGGCGUUAGACAGAGUAAAAUAAUACGACGUAGUACAACUCAAUGAGUUAACCUUAGUCUACAUUUACACUUGUACCGGACAUCUUUCCGUAGCGACAUGAAAGAACAUCUAUCCGUACCUUUUAUGAGCGCUAUUUUCAGAGGAAUUAUUGCAACGGAGAGAUGUUGUUUCGCUCAGCUUCUGAAAGUUGUACAUUCCGUAUGGGAUAGGUGCUUUUUCGCGCCGCUACGGAAAGCUAUAAGCAAACAGUCGGUUGUAAAUGACAUGAGUUCUGAAUGUUUGUCCCGUUUUCUGUAGCGUGUUACUGUUCUGAGUAUGGAACUGCUGGCUUUAUCUGCAAUGUUCCCAAUCGAAGCUGUCCAUGCAAGAGAGAGUACGUUGGCAAGAGGUGUAAUAAAUGCUUUCGUGGUCGUUUUAACUACCCAAUUUGUGCACGUAUGUAGUCUCGUUAUUUUUAUAUUUUUUUUAACCGUUUUGGUGUGUGGUGCAGUAUGGUAAGAUGUGGUAUCUAAUGGUAUGAUAAAGUAUGGUGUGUUCUGGUAUGUCAUGUGUGGUAUUGUAUGGUGUGGUAUGGUGUGAUUAGGUUAGGUUAGGUUAUUGUAUGUUAUGGUUUAGCUAUGUAAAAUAGGUGAUGGUAUGAUGGUAGGUAUGGUAUGGUAUGGUAUCAUUGGUGUGGUAUGAUAAGGUAUGGUAUAAGAUAUAAGAUAUGGUAUGGUAUAUGGUAUAUAUGGUAUGGUAUAUGGUAUGGUAUAUGGUAUGGUAUGGUAUAUGGUAUGGUAUGGUAUAUGGUAUGGUAUAUGGUAUGGUAUAUGGUAUGGUAUAUGAUAUGGUAUAUGAUAUGGUAUAUGAUAUGGUAUGGUAUAUGGUAUGGUAUAUGGUAUGGUAUAUGGUAUGGUAUAUGGUAUGGUAUAUGGUAUGGUAUAUGGUAUGGUAUAUGGUAUAGGGUAUAUGGUAUGGUAUAUGGUAUGGUAUAUGGUAUGGUAUAUGGUAUGGUAUGUUGUAUAUGGUAUAUGGUAUGUGUUUGUGGUAUGUGGUAUGUGGUAUAUGGUAUGUGGUAUGUGGUAUAUGGUAUGGUAUGGUAAGCUAUCAUUAUGAGAUCAAUAAGACUAAAUUACAUCAUGUUUAUUUUUUCUAGCAUGUGACUGUUCCAGACAAGGUUCAAUCCCUACUUCAAACUGCAAACGUAAGGGUGGACAAUGUCGUUGUAGACCAUACAUCACUGGACGAAAAUGUGACAAGUGUCGAAAAGGAUAUUAUGGUUUCCCUUCCUGUAAAUGUAAGUGAACACGACACUGGUUUGCCAGUGCUGAUUUUCGCCUGUCUCAAGUUGAAACGUUUCUUUCGUCUUCCAGGGUGUGGCUGUCACAUGAAACACACGACUUCUGAAGGAUGUGAUAUUCAUGGGAAAUGCUUAUGUAAAGCAAACUACGAUGGGACGACAUGUGGCAAGUGCAAGCUGGGAUACGCCGAUUUCCCCACAUGCAGAAAAUUAGGUAAAAACAGUUGAACCUGGUUUACACUAUCAAAGUUUCUGUGAUCACACUAUCAAAGUUUAGAAAAAUUUGCAAGAAAAGUUUGAGAGAACUGACUCACUGUUUAAUACUCAUUUCUCUCAAACAUUUUUUACAAAUCCUUCAAAACUUAGAAUUUACCUAUGCAAGAUUCCUACUGUAAUCACAGAAACUUUGAUAGUGUUGCAGACCAGCCUUUAGUAAAUUAUUAAUAAGAGCUUCAAUUUCGACUUUGUAGGUGGGUUUUCCUAAGUAGCUGUCGGUGGUUAACCGGCUGUUAUCAGCAGAUAUCAGUCAGAAAAUAUUUUUAUUAUUUGUUGUUAUGUUGUAUUUGGUGGGAAAUAAACAUCAUAAAUACAGUUUGAUUUGCUCGCACGAAACAACAGGGUGCUUCCCAAUAGGUCCCAGUGUCAAGUGUCGAAAUUUCUGAAGUCGAACACCAUCUCCUAACCCGUAACGCUUGCAGAAACGGAUUUAUACGAAGUUACCCAUCAUGAUACAUUUCAAAUUUCGUGUUUUAGCGUGUACAUGCCCUUCCGCUGGUUCCCAGCGCAUCGAGUGUAACGCCUCUGGCCAAUGUGAUUGCAAGGAAGGUUAUACAGGCUCAAAAUGUGAUCGUUGCAAGAGCGGUUACUAUGGUUACCCAGACUGCAAAGGUUAGUGAUGUUUGACGUUUUUAUAUACAGUAUAUACUUCGGUUAUAGGUCAUAUUUCGGAUUCGACAUCAUCAAUUUUUCAUCUCGCUACCAAGGAGCUUUGGCAAAAAUGGAGCCCAGAAUUGAGAUUUUCAUGCUCAAAUAAGUCUAUACCCAAAAUUUCACGUUGUUUCGACAGUUAAGUUAUGAGUUACUGGAAGAAUCAGCACUUGUGAUAUCGUGACCACCACGAUUGCCUUUCAGGGAGACCUCCGGGUUCAAUCCUUGGUCGGACCUCUACUCAAGGUCUUAAAAUUAUUGAGAAGAAAGACCUACCUUUACAUUAACAUCAGUAAAUGGUUACACUUUCGCGUCUUCUCGGAUAAGGACGUUGAAAUCGUAGGUACCUCCGAUCCCCUAUCACUUAGCGAUAACCUGUUGGAAAUCCGCUUACCAAUGAGUGAGAAAAAGUCAAUAAACAACUUUAGGAAGCACACUGCAUAGUUAAUCGAACCAUUUUAUUUUUCUAGAAUGUGCGUGUCAUUACAAAGGCUCAAUCGUUCCUCAAUGCGACUUCAUCUCUGGCAACUGCAUCUGCUACUCUUACGUUGCUGGUCGACAAUGUGAUCGUUGCCAGCCGGGAUACUUCGGAUUUCCCCGUUGUCGGCAGUGCGUGUGUAACCCACAUGGUACACCAAGAAAUGCCAGACAAGGAAACAGUACAUGCGCCAGUGGGAACGACAAGGUAUGACUUUCUACAGGGUGUGUGAAGAAAACUGCACAGUUCGAAAAUGUCCGCUAAACUACAAAGUUUGUGAAAGUUUUAUGCAAACAUGGGUGGUUUGGGGUCUGUUAGUAUCUUUACCACUAAAAUUAUUUUGAAAAGUAAAUUUUCGAGUGCUGGAGGGUUGUUUUUGAAAAACACUUUAAAAAUGGCGUGCGCACAAAAAUUGGAAGACUUGAAACGCAAUUUGAAUUUAUAGGGUGCAAAUUUAGAAGGUGUUUUAUGAACUAUGAAAGUACCAGACAAUUUGAUGUAAUUAUUCUUCUAAAACUUUCACCUCUGGUUAUCAUUAAUUAUAUAAUUCAAAUAUAGUAAACCUCUUGAAAAAUCCUGUUUGAAAGUGAAUUGAAUUAUAUAAUUAAUUUGAUGUACAUUAAGACUUUUUUUUUGUUUUACCGUAGUAGACUUCACGCACGAGUUUACAACUUUCUGUAAAGAAAUCAAUCAUGCAUAAAACAGUCAUACGUUGUUAAUAAAUUGUACUGUCGAGCAGCAUGAGCCUGUGGGUGAAUUGGUGAAUACUACAAUCUGUGUAAACGACGUUGAAUAUUUUUUCUCUAGUUCCAAUGCCGAUGUAAAACGAAUGUGGGAGGUGAGACGUGCGACAGAUGUAAAGAUUUGUACUACAACUUUUCACCAGGAGAUCCUCGUGGCUGUAGAUCAUGUGGUUGUUUCAAGGGUGCUACGAUUGGUGCGUUGGAGUCAUGUGAUAAGAGAUCUGGCCAGUGUUCAUGUAAACCAUUCAUGGAAGGAAAAACAUGCUAUGAAUGCAAGAGAGGAUAUCAUUCUAUCACGUCUUCUGAUAUCUUUGGAUGUCAAGGUAAGAUAUCAAAUUCCAUUCUCCAUGAAUUUUUCUUCACCUCUGACUGAUGGAGUUAACUAUAGAUUGAGUUAGUUUAGUUUUGAGGUUUCCCCUGUAAUAACAAUGGACCAGUGAGGCAUGAGCCUUAUAUAUUGGACGUCAAUGUAGAACAGUGUAGUAUCAUUAUAGACAAUAAUAUUAACUGAUAAAAUAUUGAAUUUUGUAUUUUCAGCGUGCAAAUGCAAUCCAGGCGGUGCUUUGUAUGGAAACUGUGACAAACGAAAUGGAAAAUGUCAGUGCCGCACAAAUAUCGCAGGAACACGUUGUGACAGGUUCGACAUGAAUUGUUCGGCAGCAGUGUUUAAUUAAUUAAUUAACUAACUUAAUGGUUAAUUAAUUCAUUAUUGAUUAAUUAGUUGAGUAAUUAAUCAUAAUUAGUCAGUUAGUUAAUUAGUUAAUUAGUUAAUCAAUUAGUUAAUUAGUUCAUUAAGUUAGUUAAUUAAUUAACUAACUUAGUGGUUAAUUCAUUAGUUAAGUUAUUAAUUAAUCUUUAAUCAUAAUUAAUUUUAAUCAUAAUUAAUCCAGAUUGAAGAGGUAAGAGUAUUAAUUAAUUAAUUAAUUAGAACCAUUAAUAUUUCGAGCGAGAGCAGGCCAGAAACGAAGUGUGUGUGUAAGGUGGAAUUACUAAACCUCAAAACAACAAACUAUUACUAUGAAUUCUCUUUUUUUCCACAGAUUAUCCAGAGGCUCUGUGUAUUAUCCGUCACUACAUCAUAUUUCAGUUGAAGUGGAAGAUGGCAAAACCGCAGAUAGAAAACCAGUCAAAUACGGUUUUGAUGUAAAUAUGUUCCCUUCUUAUUCCUGGAAAGGUUAUGUCAACUUCUUGCCGGAACAGGUACAGUAAUUCGUGAAGAUAUUCUUUCUAGAGCAAAGACCAUUCGUAAUACAACAGGAAGAAUCCUGAACUAACUUUAUUUAGACGAGUUUAUAAGUUUAAACCGAACAGUUUAAACUGAUGAUCUCGUCUAAAUAAAGUUAGUUAUUUCCGUAGAGAUAAGGGCCAUCAGUCCAGUGUUACUAGAGGAGGAAACCGAAAUAUCCAGAGAAAAUCUAUGGUGUUUGGUAGAUUCAACCUGGAAGUACUCUUCUCAAUGCGACGAAAUGUUGGGCGAAAUUGUAAUGAGACAACGGCAUAUUGAAGAAAUAGAACCUCAUUCAUAGAGCUGACAGGCACAGACAUUAACCACUUUGUCGCCAACACCACCACAGAAGUUUGCUCAGUGAAGAAUAGUGCUAAGCUUCAUAUUUCUCAUUUUCAGUCAACAGUUGUCUUAUCAAUCAAGAUCCCACGACGCAGUCUGUAUCGUAUUCUUUUCCGUUGUAUAUUUGAACCUGUUGGCUAUCCAACAACAACCGAUGUCAGUUUCACGCUUAGCCCGACACAAGGUUGGUUACUCUAGUAGUUUUUUUCAUAAGCGUACGAGGCGGGGGGGGGGGGCCCUCAGAAAAAUUGCAGUUGGGCAAAAAAAUGAGGAAAAUAAAUUUAAAAGGAAGAAGUAAUAGAAAGAAAUAUGUUUGGUUUUGAAAAAUUGUAACGCCUGCAAAAAUUUUAAAAUUUUUCAAACAAAAGCAUUCAACUUGAAAGAGUUGUUUAUUUUUUCUUCAAGGUGUUCCAGGUUACACGAGAAUUGUCUCCAUGACAUUAUCGUCAACACGAAAUCAGAACAGAGAACGAAGUUCCUUGCUGGCAGUAUCACAAAAUAACGUUGUUCAGGCGUUUUUAAUGUUCGAAGGAGUCUGGACGGUGACCAUUGACUGCGAGAGCAAAUAUAUGUUAAUGGUAAGUGGUUGUUGAAGUUGUUUCAAUGAUAGUAGUUACUAGUUACACUGAACCUCCAUGUCAGAUAGUUCAGACACAAACUACGACAGCUUAUUGCAGAAUGUGUGAGGUAUCUUUUUCAGAUAGUUCAGAUACAAACCACGGUAGCUUAUUGUAGAAUUACUGGACACAAACCACGGCAGUUUAAACUUUCAUUCCCUUCUCUCACGCAGGACUACUUCGUUUUCCUGCCGGAGGAAUACUACACGGGUCGAAUUCUGAAAACAGAACGAGUUGAUCCGUGUGUGGUUGAUGGUCCCAGGGAUGAGAUCUGUGAUCGAUAUAGUUAUCCCGAGGUCUCUGACGAACACGCGGUGAAACACGAAGCCGAGCAUGGAUACUUCGCGAGAGAGGCCUGGGGCACGGAGGAUAAACUCGUUUUGAAGUAUUACAGCAAUAAUACAGUGUUGCAGCAAUUGACGGGCAACCAGUUAGUGUUAAUGAGUAGUGAACAGGUAAUUUAUUAGCAUUAAACUAACUUUAUUUAUAUUAGAAAGAUCUGUGACUUCUAAAUUGUUCUUCCAGAGGCUCCAUUUCAGCUAUCAUUUAUUGAGAUGGUUUUAGAAAGGAAAUCUAAACUAACUUUAUUGAUACUGGAUGGCACUAUCAGUUCUAAACUGUUGUUCCUAGUGGUCCAGGAAGGGUCUUACCUAAUUGCUCAAUGAAAUCGUGGGUUCUCGCUGUGAACUCAUGAUUCUUAUGUGAAAAGAGUCGGUCGACGACACUCUGCCGAAAGUGGUGGGUUUUCUCCGGGUGCUCCGGUUUCCGCCCAUGAGGAAUGUUGACAGGGUGGGUUGGGACUUGGGAUUAGCCCCUAACUGACCCUUCCACCCCACCGUAGCUGUGCUCCGUGAACAGACAUGAGUUAUAAGGUGGCUGCCAGAGGCGCCCUUAGAAAACCUUCGACUGGAUCAGGUUUGAGCUGCGUCCUUCAUAAUUCAGCUUAGCUCUCAGCUGCAAGUAAGGUGAUUAGCAUACCCACUUUCUUAAGGCUUACUUAAUUAAGGCUUGUUUACAUUAACAAUGUUUCUGUGAUUACAGUAGGAAUUUUGCAUCCGUAAAUUUGGAGAAUUUGUAAGAUAUAUUUGAGGAAACUCACUUAGUUUUUAACACUGAGUCAGUUCCCUCAAAGACUUCUUACAAAUCCUUCAAAACUUAGAUUUUACCGAUGCAAAAUUUCUACUGUGAUCACAGAAACUCGGAUAGUGUGGAACCGGGCUUUAACUUACUUUAAUCUUGGCUCUCUUGUAAACUGUCCCACCUAGAAUCGUUUUGCAGUGGACAUGAACAUACCUAAGUCUGGCUUCUACGUCUUUGUCGUACAUUACAUCAGUCAUGGAGAGAACUUGCACAAGAUAGAUUUGUACGUGUAUCGUGAACAUAGCUCCGUACAUGUAGUUCCAUGUAAGUAUCAGUUUGGAUGUCGGCAAGUCGCUAUGAAGCCGGAUGUCAAGGCGGUCAAAGUUUUCGAUGUCGACAAAGGACAGACCCCGUUGAAUUUGUUCACUUCAAGAGAAGCACAUAUCGCUAUAGUAAGUUCAGUUUGAAUGUUCUUGAUUAAAUACGUAAUGGAUCUAUACUACAUAUUAUGUAAAAACGUCAAGUUGUAACAAACCUGCACUGGACUUGUAGCAAUGCUGUUCCAACAACUUGUGAACAGGAUGUGUGCGCACUGCUUGUUCUCAGCUUGUUGACAAGUUGUCAAUGGCUUGUUGACAACUUGCUACAAGUUUGUUGAGCUCAACAGACUUGUUGCAAGUUGUUACAACAACUUGUUAUCGUCCUGCAAUUCAACAAUUUUUCAACAAGUUGUGAGUGACGACCUUUUAGCAACUUGAUAAAAUAACAACAUUGUCACAACUUAUUGACGAACUUGCCACAAGCUUUUUGCGAACACAUCUUGUUGACAAGUUGUGAGAUUUUUGCGUGUGUACACCAGAUAGCAAAUUGAUAUAUUUUAUUACUAUUUUUCUUAAUAUUUUUAUCUAGGAUUACAUAACCGCCAUUCCGUACGACUUGUGGCAUGCAGACUACAUCACUCCAGCAUUAGUUUGCAGAUCAUUGCAAGAUAGAUGUAUCUCGUCAAACUACGAAGAACCCACAAAGUCUACACAACAUCGGCCAAUAUCGCGAUCUGUCGUCAACCCUGUGGGCUCGUUCUCAACAAGGAGCGCAGAAAAGGUUAGUCUUCCAAACAAGGAUACUAUGCUGAAGACGACUCAUAAUCUGAUGUGAAUUAGACUAACUUUGUUUAUACUGGAUGGAUUUAUCAUUUCCAAACUAUUCGCCCUAGAGACCCCGUAAGAGUCCUUCCGGAACUAACUUUAUUCAUGCUGGAUUGCUCUUUCAGUUUUAAACUUUUCUUUUGUGUUUAUUUUUCACAGGAUACGUUAGUAAAGUUCCGGCAAUUCUUCAACAAAAAAACGGAUAAUUUUGUCAUCAUUAUCCAAUACCAACAGACGAGGAACAUCGUUGUCCGCGGGCAAGUUUCUAUCACCACCUACGGAACAACUCUACGAGGCGUGGCCGAGUUCAAAUACUGUCCAAACACAGAAUUCUGUCGAAUUGCGGUGAAACCUACUGACACAGGGGAUUACUUCAGAAUCAGACAGGGAACAACUCGUGUUGAAGUACGCUUUCCGGUAAAACUGGAUGUACAAGUAGUAAGUAUAUCACUUUCACUGCAGCGGAAAUUCCAGUCGAAUGUCAAAAAGGCCCCAGGAAAAUUAUCACAUUGUUCUAAAUUCUCAGAAAAAGUUCCCAAUUGCUACAUAUAUUUCUCUACAUCAACGUAUGGUAACAGAAGUUUAUAGUAUCUUUAUACCAAAUAAUUAAUAUGUUUCUCCAUAUUUCAGUCCUGGAUCUACCGGAUUCCUAGCACCAGCUAUUCCGAUAACGUUCUUUCAUUCACUUCAAUCGACAACUCAAGAGCUUGGGUUGAACAAUGUAGUCUGAACAACUAUGUUAUUGAUCCGAACGAUCCCAACUACUGCAGGAACACCAGUUUUGCUUUGGUGACGAAUUUCAACAAUGGAGCAUUGUCUUGUCGGUGUAGUUAUCUGGGUUCUCGAAGUCGAUAUUGUAAUUCAGUCCAUGGACAAUGUACUUGUCGGAGACCUAAUAUUAUUGGUCGUCAGUGUCUGCAGUGUCGCUCUGGGUAUUAUGCUUUCCCUGUCUGUCGACGUACGUAUGUUAUGUUCAUUGUUGUUGGUAUGGUAUGGUAUGGUAUGGUAUGGUAUGGUAUGGUGUGGUAUGGUAUGGUACGGUACGGUGAGGUGUGUUGUGGUGUGGUGUGGUAUGGUAUGGUAUGGUAUGGUGUGGUAUGGUAUGGUAUGGUAUGGUAUGGUGUGGUAUGUUAUGAUGUGGUAUGGUAGGUAUGGUGUGGUGUGGUGUUGUAUGGUAUGGUAUGGUAUGGUGUGGUAUGUUAUGGUGUGGUAUGUUAUGAUGUGGUAUGGUAGGUAUGGUGUGGUGUGGUGUUGUAUGGUAUGGUAUGGUAUGGUGUGGUAUGUUAUGGUGUGGUAUGUUAUGAUGUGGUAUGGUAGGUAUGGUGUGGUGUGGUGUUGUAUGGUAUGGUAUGGUAUGGUGUGGUAUGUUAUGGUGUGGUAUGUUAUGAUGUGGUAUGGUAGGUAUGGUGUGGUGUGGUGUUGUAUGGUAUGGUAUGGUAUGGUGUGGUAUGUUAUGGUGUGGUAUGUUAUGAUGUGGUAUGGUAGGUAUGGUGUGGUGUGGUGUUGUAUGGUAUGGUAUGGUAUGGUGUGGUAUGUUAUGGUGUGGUAUGUUAUGAUGUGGUAUGGUAGGUAUGGUGUGGUGUGGUGUUGUAUGGUAUGGUAUGGUAUGGUGUGGUAUGUUAUGGUGUGGUAUGUUAUGAUGUGGUAUGGUAGGUAUGGUGUGGUGUGGUGUUGUAUGGUAUGGUAUGUUAUGAUGUGGUAUGGUAGGUAUGGUGUGGUGUUGUAUGGUAUGGUAUGGUAUGGUAUGGUAUGGUAUGGUGUGGUGUGGUAUGUUAUGAUGUGGUAUGGUAGGUAUGGUGUGGUGUUGUAUGGUAUGGUAUGGUAUGUUAUGGUGUGGUAUGUUAUGAUGUGGUAUGGUAGGUAUGGUGUGGUGUGGUGUUGUAUGGUAUGGUAUGUUAUGAUGUGGUAUGGUAGGUAUGGUGUGGUGUGGUGUUGUAUGGUAUGGUAUGGUAUGGUAUGGUGUGGUAUGUUAUGAUGUGGUAUGGUAGGUAUGGUGUGGUGUUGUAUGGUAUGGUAUGGUAUGGUGUGGUAUGUUAUGGUGUGGUAUGUUAUGAUGUGGUAUGGUAGGUAUGGUGUGGUAUGGUGUGGUAUGGUGUGGUGUAUAUGGUAUGGUUUGGUAUGGUAUGGUAUGGUAUGGUAUGGUAUGGUAUGGUAUGCAUGGUAUGGUAUGGUAUGGUAUGGCAUGGUAUAGUAUGGUAUGGCGUGGUAUCGUGUGGUAUGGUAAUAAAUACUAGUACUAACAUGUUGGUGUAUUUCUAGGAUGUGACUGUGACCCUAGAGGAGUAGAAAGCGGGAACUGUGAUCGUCGUGGUCGAUGUAAAUGCAAACCAAAUUUUUCUGGCAUCAAGUGUAAUCGCUGCAAACCUGGAAACUAUCUGUUCCCCACGUGUAAAGGUACAUGUGUGUGUAGAGGCAAAAUGGAUAGAACUAUCCAGUAUAAAUAAAGUUAGUUUAAUUUAGGUUUCCUCCUGUAGUAACACGGGAUCAAUAAUGCAGGGAUGAUCCUUACUGGACCUCUAGGAAGAACAGUUUAGAACAGAUGGAGCUAUCCAGUAUAAAUAAAGUUAGUUUAAUUUAGGUUUCCUCCUGUAGUAACACGGGAUCAAUAAUGGAUGAUCCUUACUGGACCUCUAGGGAGAACAGUUUAGAACUGAUAGAGCGAUAUAAAUAAAGUAAGUUUAGUUUAGGUUUCCUCCUGUGAUAACACUGGAUCAAUGAGAGAUGACUCUUACUGGACCUCUAGGGAGAACAGCUUAGAACUGAUAAAGCUAUUCAGUGUACAUAAGAGUAUUUGUCAUAAUUCUAUUUCUUAUUUUAAAUUUUCAGCAUGUAACUGUGACAACCAUGGUUCACUCAGUACGUUCUGCAGUUCAUUGACAGGACAGUGCCAAUGUAGAAGAGGUUUUGAUGGGAAAAGAUGCAACGGAUGUCGAGUCGGAUUCUUCGGAUUUCCAGACUGUAAGGAGUGUAACUGUGACGUUUCUGGGAUCAAACCUAUUGCAGGAUUAUUGUCUGGUUGUAACUCUACUCUUGCGGUAAGGCGAAGUAAAGUUAUAUUAAUACAAUUAGGAUUUAAGCACGAUAGAACCAAGCUUGAAUGAGAUGUAAUAUUUUAAUGUAACUGUCAGCUCUUGUGUUGUGACCAGCACUUGUGGUGGCGUGAUCACCCCGCUAGCUUGCCUUUCAAGCUGGGAGACCCUAGCCUGCGAAAGGCUCUCAAGCUGAAUUGAGAGCCUGCAUCGAUGACUAAUGAAUUUGAAUAUCUGCGUCUCAAAUCGUGACGCGAAAUUCUCAUUGGUCAGAUGCUAUAAUUUAUAUGUUUCCGCUGAGCUCUAUAUAUGUCAACUGCUGAAGCACUAUGCAUAAGAAACACAUUAACUGAUCAAAUUGGUCUUGGCCGUCUUAUCUCAAAGCACGAAAUGUUCUGUUUUGAGAAAACAGUAUUUAAAACAUUUGAACUUUUGCUUGAAUAUCUUAUAUUUCGAAAAACAGUAUAAACUGUACGGUCUAAAUUUAGUUAGCACGGUCUAAAUUUAGUUUGCACGAAAGUUGUAAACAACACCAUAUAAGGAUAGACAUUCCAUAUUUGGAAAAACGAACGUUACGGGGCAGAUAUUCAAAUUCAUUAGUCAUCGAUGCAGGCCCUCAAUUCAGCUUGAGAGCCUGUUCGCAGGCUAGGGAGACCCGGGUUCAAUCCUUGGUCGGACCUCUACUCAAGGUCUUAAAAUAAUUGAGAGAAAGAGCAACCUUUACAUUGACAUCAGUAAAUGGUUAGACUUUCGGGCAAGGACGUUAAAAUCGUAGGUACAGUACCUCGGAUCCCCUAUCAAUUGGGUAAUGACCAGGGGCCGAUUGUAUAAAAAAGUGAUUAAAGUUAACUAUAGUUAGUGGAAACGUCAUCCAAUAAGAAGCACGUAUUUGAGAGUUAAUCACUAUUUAACUACAAAAUAGUGAUUAAAAAAGUAAUUAAGAGUUUUAUACAACCAGCCCAGUUGGGAAAUCCGCUCACCAACGAGUGAGAAAUUCAAUAAACAAGACAAUAAACAAGCCAACAAUUCCUGUUUCAGGUUGAAUGUAAAUGCAAAGACAACGUCGGUGGCAAAUUCUGUGACACAUGUACAGAUUUCCACUAUAAUCUUCAGUUCGACAAUCCUCAAGGUUGUCAGAGAUGCACGUGCAGCAAACUGGGCACUAACAGUCAGUUGAAGAACUGUGAUAAAGUCUCUGGUCAAUGUUCCUGUAAAUCACGUGUCAAUGGACACGCUUGUUCAAGCUGUAAAGAUGGCUCAACUGACUUGAGAGAUUACAGUAUAUUUGGUUGUAAAGGUGAGACUUAUAUGUAUAGAAGGGUAUUGUAGAUGGUAUUUCGAGUUGUGAAUUUUUAUACAUUUUUUACGUCUAACCAGGAGCAGUGGCGAAAAAUGCAACUGUACGGUCCUGUGAUUCCGGAAACUGUUCAUCAGUAAAAGUGAUAUCGUGAUAUUUGUAUUUGAUCGUUGCAGGAUGCGAGUGUAAUUACGGUGGAUCACUCGACAACACAUGUGAGAAGGGAAACGGCGAUUGUUCAUGUAAACGAAACGUGGGAGGAACGAAAUGUACCAGGUAUGAAGGAAAUUUAGCGUAAGAAAAAGUUAUAUUUUGUACGAGUUUCCUGUUCAGUCCUAUGGUUACUACUAAAAGGACAAUAAAACUAACUUUAUAAUGAUAUAUUUAUCAGAUAAACUUAUACUUUCAUUUUAUUUGUCAGCGUGAAAUCAGAUGGUUUUUAUGUGAAAAAUUUGCACCACAUUCAUGCUGAGUUCGAGGAUGGCACAACAAGAGAUAAACGGCCACUCACCAUGCGUCAUAAUGAAACUGAGUUUUCUGGAUUCUCUGGUCAUGGAUAUGUUCCAUCAUUAGCCGAACAGGUAUAGAGUACCUGUGUUGUUUUGGGUACAUCUUCUUUCAGAAAAGCGCAAAGGGAACACGCGGUGUUUGUCGUAUUUAGUCAGAAAUGUACAUACUGCAAAUAAUUUUCUUGUUUCGAAAAGUUUCUUUUCAUAUCUUUUUAGAGUUCAUUCGAUAUAAUUGUUGGAAUUCCACGGCCGGCAAAAUACCGUCUCCUAAUUCGUUAUAUGUUAGACUCGUUUCGUCCCACAUAUGGACAAAUUACUAUAUCACCAACAGGACAAGUCGGUAAGUACUAAUGGGUGAUUCCGGUUAUCGACGAAAUUUUGAUCUAAACAAGAACGAAAUCCAACACCACACCACACCUAGAAAGAGCAUCUUAAAAUGAGUAAAAUUGCAAAGUUUGGUUGCGAAAUGUUGUAAAAUGAAGAAAAUAUAGCCUUGUGAAGUUCGCAAAUUUUGUAUAUAUUUGCAUUACGCGCGGGAAAAAUAACCAUUUUUGAGCGGAAAGUGGUUAUUUUUACCGCGCGUAAUAUAAAUAUAUAUAAAAUUUGUGAACUUCACAGGGCUAUAUUUUCCUCAUUUUAUAAUAUUUCGCAGCCAAACUUUGCAAUUGUACUAAUUUUGAGACGCUUUGUCUAGGUGUGGUGUUGGAUUGCGUCCUUCUUGUCUAGAUCAAAAUGGCAAAAUGUCGUCCAUAGCGAAAUGUUGUAAAUGCGGAAAAUAUAAAGCCUUGCUGCAAAGUUUGCAAAUUCUGUAUACUUUUAGUAUUGCGUGCGGAAAUUGCUACCAUUUUCGGCCCAAAUGUGACAAGCAAUUUCCGCACGCAAUACAAAAGUAUACAAAAUUUGCGAACUUCGCAAGGCUAUAUUCUCCGCAUUUUCAACAUUUUUCAACCAAACUUUGCAAUUUUACUCAUUUUAGUAUGCUCUUUCCGGGAAUAUACUUUUUUUGCCAAGAUAAAAAAUUAGUCUUAGUAUAUAGAAACUGACCAAUUGAUCCGAUUUCUAGAUCCGUUACCUCAUGGUUACAAUGAUGUUCUUGUCGUUUCCCUUGAAUUCAAACCAACGUCAACAGAAACGAGAACCUAUGCUGAAUUUUUAACUGUGAAAGAGAGUGGCAAGGAGGCGGAGUUCUUCUUGAGUCGAGGAAAGUGGAGAAUAUCCUUGUUUGCUGCACCAUCCAAUUUAUUGCUGGUAUGUGCUGUGUUUGUCUAAUUUUUAGCUGUUUUUGGUCAAUUUUUCAAAAGCGGCUAAAACUGAGGAGACACAAUCUGUUUUCUCACUACCUUUUCAAACUUGAAUCUAUCUUUGACGUCAAUAGAAUGCGCGCUUGCAAGACUUAUUGUUCCAAGUGUCGUUCCCAUAACCAAACUUGUUGCUCUUAAAUGUUAAAUUUCAUGUUCAAUGUUAUAAUAACUAUUGUUGUCUUUCUUGGGUUGGUCUUUUAAAAUAUGGGAUUCUUGUCCUGUGGAUUAUAACUUCAAGUUAUUUUUCUUUCAUUUACGUGUAUACUCUUAAAUUUAAUAUAUAUCUGUUCAUGUGUAAAAGGUUGUGAAGUUAAUAAAUAAAUAAAUAAGUGAGAUCCCGAAAAUAUCCACUUCUUAAGGCCAAUUUCCACUCAAGAACCAUUUUCCACGGACAGAACAUUUUCCGAAAAUAUCAUUGUUGAAAUGUUUUUCAACGGAAAAUUUUCCUGAGUGCAAAUGGGCCUUUAGUGGUUUGACUGUAUUUCGUCACUCUUAUUUUUCGUGCUCGCAUGUUCAGGACUAUGUGGUGAUGAUACCAGAGGAAUACUACAAGGCAACACAUCUACGUCAACGUGUUGAACAGCCGUGUUUAGUCGAUUCAGUAUCUGAAUACUGUGUUGAUUAUAAGUAUCUAACAGUCGCUGCACCUGACGCUGUCAACGUGCCUACAACGCUGGGUAAUUUGGUCGGUGCUCGAACCUUACUGCCUUAUGCGCCAUUUAAAGGUUUUUCAGUUCUUAAUCGAUUGGUAAGGUUUUAUACUAUAUUUUAAUAGUUCUCGAAAAACAUAACUUACUUUACUGGGUAACUCUAACUGUUUUCCGUGGAGAUGCAGUUGGGAAUGGUUCUUAUUGGCCCAGUGUUGUUACUACAGGAUUAAGGAACUUAAAAUAAAAUUGAUAUCUCUAUCAGUUCUGAACUGUUCUCCCCAAAAUGCCAACAAGGGCAUACCAUACUAUUUCAGUUUUCUAAUUUCCACUUUGGUCAAGGGGCAAUAUAUCGAUGUAUACAAGUCCGAUAAACACUUGAUAAAAUUCCAAAACUAAGCAAAUAUUACACAUAUAUUUUAUUUUAGAGUCAGCUGUAUUUGCCUCUGCCAAUUACAAAGUUUGCUUCGUAUGUUUUGAUGGUGACAUAUUACCAAGAAGCGAAGACUGUGAGCGACUUAAUUGUUAGUGUAACGUCAGGGUUUAAUGUUCAAACUGCAAGAAUACGUACGUUUUACUGCAAGUAAGUGGAAUUAAGGGUUUACACCACUCUAUUUCUAUUUCUAUUGGCUAUGUUUGCCCUAUCAAAGUUCCUGUGAUCAUAGUAGGAAUUUUGCACAGCUAAGGUAAUUUGAAGGAUUUGUAAGAAAUUUUGAGGCAACUUACUCAGUGUUAAACAGUCAGUUUCCUCAAACAUUUCUUACAAAUCCUUCAAAACUUAGAAUUUUCCCAUGCAAAAUUCCUACUGUGAUCACAGAAGCUUUUAUAGGGUAAACCAGGCUUUAGUCACCUUCCCAGUUUCCACAGUGCACCUCGAUCAUCAUGGCAUGAAAGUCAACGAAAAUUUUCUAUUCUCGUAGAUAUACAUUCGGAUGUCGUCAGGUGGCCAUUGAUGAUCAAUACAAAGUGAUUUCAUUUGAUCUUUUCGCCAACACAAGAAACUUACUGAGUAUUGGUGCGGAAACAACUGUAGCUGUGG
Messenger RNA from Paramuricea clavata, 18843 nucleotides. Lineage: Eukaryota; Metazoa; Cnidaria; Anthozoa; Malacalcyonacea; Plexauridae. The record is from the annotation of a GenBank genome assembly.